ACAUGUUUAGACUCCCUCUGUUAUUUUCCUUUUCCUCCGCCCUCCGCAAUCGAGGAGCACGCAGGGCUCGCCGAAUCGAACGAUUGUAAUCUCCCAUGGCUGUUUCUCAAGCAAGUCUUCUCCUUCAGAAGCAGCUUAAAGAUCUCUGCAAGAACCCUGUCGAUGGAUUCUCCGCCGGUCUGGUGGAUGAGAGCAAUAUAUUUGAAUGGAGCGUCACGAUUAUUGGUCCCCCUGAUACGCUUUACGAGGGGGGUUUCUUUAACGCCAUUAUGAGUUUUCCAUCAAAUUAUCCAAAUAGUGCUCCGUCCGUCAAGUUUACUUCAGAGAUUUGGCAUCCUAAUGUCUAUCCUGAUGGGCGUGUUUGUAUUUCAAUCCUUCACCCCCCUGGUGAUGAUCCUAAUGGCUAUGAGCUUGCUAGCGAGCGUUGGACCCCUGUUCAUACGGUUGAAAGCAUAGUUUUGAGUAUUAUAUCAAUGCUAUCGAGCCCCAAUGAUGAAUCACCUGCGAAUGUCGAAGCUGCUAAGGAAUGGAGGGAGAGGAGGGAAGAUUUCAAGAAAAAGGUAAGCCGCUGCGUGAGGAAGUCACAAGAAAUGUUAUGAGGAGGAAGCAGCAGCAGCAGCAGCAGGAGCAGCAGGAGCAGCAGGCAAGUUCUUUGGCUUUGUCUCUUCUGCUUUUUGUGGCAGUGAGUGUUUAAAUUUUACAUUUGCCCUAAGUAAGGAGGACUUCACCUGUUUCACUUGGUGCCAGUGGGUCUUGUUGUAGAACGAACGUCGUCGAUGGAGCUGUCACCCUCAUCAUAUUUUUACUCUUUGUUUUUCUCUUUCUUUCUUUCUUUCUUUAGUCAUAAUUUUUAUUUUGCUCUCUUCUUCUCCUAUCUGCAUUUUUAAAAGUAAGCAUUAGAAUGAUUUGUAUAACAAAAGCAUCUUGUUUAAUGCUUUUUGCUUUGUUAAAAGAAGGGGAAAAAAAAAAAAGAAGAAA
Cucurbita pepo subsp. pepo (vegetable marrow) is the source of this 978-nucleotide messenger RNA. RefSeq names its product ubiquitin-conjugating enzyme E2 13. NCBI's taxonomy places the organism in Eukaryota, Viridiplantae, Streptophyta, Magnoliopsida, Cucurbitales, Cucurbitaceae. The record is from RefSeq and is a predicted model, not a curated record.